This is a messenger RNA of Tachyglossus aculeatus (Australian echidna), 543 nucleotides long. It is a transcript of the gene S100Z, whose product is annotated as S100 calcium binding protein Z. The transcript has 3 exons. The record is from RefSeq and is a predicted model, not a curated record. Gene Ontology annotation, cellular component: cytoplasm. Bases 108 to 413 code for a protein of 101 amino acids. Gene Ontology annotation, molecular function: calcium ion binding. Lineage: Eukaryota; Metazoa; Chordata; Mammalia; Monotremata; Tachyglossidae.
GGGUGGAACCCCCAGCAUAUAUAAGGGGACGGCAUAGCCGGUCCUGCCAUUGCCGUUGGGGAAGUGAGGUGGAAGACAGCACCUCAGUUUCCCUGCUGCGGUCCAACAUGCCUUCCAAGCUGGAAACCGCCAUGGAAACCCUGAUUAAAGUCUUUCACCAAUUUUCCAGCAAGGAGGGGGACAAGUGCAAGCUGAACAAAGGGGAACUCAAACAGCUCCUCAACAGCGAACUCCAUGACUUUCUCUCGUGCCAGAAGGAUCCCAAACUGGUUGACAAGAUUAUGAAGGAUCUUGAUGCGAACAGAGAUAAUGAAGUGGAUUUUAAUGAAUUUGUGGUUAUGGUUGCAGCACUGACGGUGGCAUGCAAUGAUUACUUUGAAGAGCAGAUGAAGCAAAGGAAAAGUGAAAAGUAGAGGUAAAUGAGUUCAGAAAGGGCACAGAUCAAAACCGAGCCUGCUUAGCAUCGUCACAACAUUUGGUUAUAAAUCUUAUGUCAACUUGUAUUAUCACUUGGAAAAGUUAUUAAAACUGUGUACCUUUCAA